Messenger RNA from Brugia pahangi, 309 nucleotides. The record is from the annotation of a GenBank genome assembly. NCBI's taxonomy places the organism in Eukaryota, Metazoa, Nematoda, Chromadorea, Rhabditida, Onchocercidae.
AUGAACUUGGCUAGGAUUCAUAGUAUUAUUAAUGAAAAAAGUUACUGUGAACGAGCACAAAAGAUUUUUGAAAGUACUGCAGAACGUUUGGUCAAGUAUCCCUUCAUUUUAACAAAAAGGAUCAAUGCAUUACAAAGACAUGUACGUUCGGAUAAGCAGGUCAUUGUGGUUGGUUCAAGAAGCAAUGAAAUAACAAAAUAUAUACUAUCACUUAUUUCGAAGCGUUUUGAUUGUAUGGGAAUUUUGAUAUCCUUAGAUCCUGAAAAAGGAUCUUUUCAAAAAGAAAAGAAAAAAAUUUCGAAUUCGUAG